GUCGCGACUGACCCGCCCACCCCGCUCGGGCGCUUACAAAUACCCGCGAAACGGCGUGCGCAAGCAGCCGCAGGGAAAGGGAAGCGAAUCAAAGCGCGCUCGACAAGCCUUCCAAGUACAGACUACAGAGCAGAGCAGGGCAGGGAGACGGCGGGCGAUGGGGAUGAGCCUCGCCCAGGCGGUGGCGGCGCUGGUGGGCACGUGCGCGCGGCGCCUGUCGCGGGCGGCGCGCCGCCUGCGCCCGCGGGACGGGGUCGCGGCGUCCUUCUCGUCCCGCGCCAUCGUGCCGUUCCUCGGCGGCGGCGGCGGGGGCGUCAAGAAGUCGCUCUCCUCAUCAGCAUCAUCCUCCUCGUCGUCCAAGUUGAAGAGGAGGAAGGCGGCGCCGAAGGAGGAGGAGGAGGCGGGGGACGGGCUGUGGCGGAGGGAGAUCAUGAUGGGGGAGCGGUGCCAGCCGCUGGACUUCUCCGGGGUCAUCUACUACGACGCCCAAGGCCGCCGCCUCGCGCAGGCGCCGCCGCCGCGCUCGCCGCUGCGCAGCCCGCUGCCGGCCUCCGUCAAGCUCGCCGCCAACGCCGCGUACUAGCUAGGGAGGGGAGGAGUCCUCCGUUUUCUUCCCGGCCUGCUGCUAGCUAGUGCCUAGUGACAGUGUAAAUGGUUUCCUUGCCGCUUGCCGUCUGCUUCUCCUCCUCCUUGACGUUGGUAGUACUUGCUAUUAAUAAUAGUAAUAGGUUUCCCUUGUCCUUUGGCCCUGUGUAGCGAAUUAGCGAUUAUACGAGGGCAUCCUCUACAGUUUCGAGAUGCUUAGCAUGCAUAUGUUUGUGCUUCGCCCUCAUCACAAACACUGUGGUGUUUUCUCGUUUCAUAGGUCCUACACUCACUGCUAUUUAAUAAAUCACUUUUGCUACUA
Molecule: messenger RNA, 907 nt
Organism: Zea mays
Lineage: Eukaryota; Viridiplantae; Streptophyta; Magnoliopsida; Poales; Poaceae
Exons: 1
Coding region: 158-583 (141 amino acids)
Source: RefSeq, a predicted model, not a curated record